GGCGCCUGCGCGUUGUGGGCACUGGUGCGGGACAGCUGGCGCUGGCAGCCGCACAGGGGCCGGAGGCGGCUCCCGCGCCCGCCCCGAACAAGCUGUGCGGCAGGUGUCGUACCGGGGGAGAAGGGAGCUGCAACAGCUGCUGCCCUGCGCUGAAGGAAACUCUACUGCCCACUCUUCCUAACGUUUUUUGGAGAUGGCCGGUGAAAUCACAGAGACCGGGGAGCUCUAUUCUCCCUACGUCGGGCUGGUGUACAUGUUCAACCUCAUCGUGGGCACAGGGGCGCUCACCAUGCCCAAGGCCUUUGCCACCGCCGGAUGGCUGGUCAGCCUCGUCCUGCUGGUGUUCCUGGGCUUCAUGAGCUUUGUGACAACCACCUUUGUGAUGGAGGCCAUGGCCGCAGCCAACGCACAGCUCCGCUGGAAGAGGAUGGAAACCCACAAGGAGGAGGACGACGACGACUCCUCCUCCACGGCCUCAGACAGUGACAUUCUCACCCCGGACAGCUACGAGCGGGCAGAGAAACAGCCCAUCCUGUCAGUGCAGAGACGCACAUCUCCCAACCUGUUUGAAAUCACAGACCGGGUAGAAAUGGGACAGAUGGCCUCCAUGUUCUUCAAUAAAGUGGGCGUCAACUUGUUCUACUUCUGCAUCAUCAUUUACCUGUAUGGGGACCUGGCCAUCUAUGCUUCGGCCGUGCCCUUCUCUCUGAUGCAGGUGACCUGCAGCACCACUGACAAUGACUCCUGCGGUGUGGACACAGACGCCAAGUACAAUGACACUGACCUGUGCUGGGGGCCCCUGCGCCGAGUGGACGCCUACCACAUCUACCUGGCCGUCUUCACUCUCCUCCUGGGACCCUUCACCUUCUUUGACGUCCAGAAGACCAAGUACCUGCAGAUCCUGACCUCGCUCAUGAGAUGGAUCGCUUUCGCCAUCAUGAUUGUGCUGGCCUUGGUCCGCAUCGGAAAGGGCCAAGGAGAGGGGCACCCACCCCUGGCCGACCCCUCAGGGCUCCGGAACCUGUUGGGGGUGUGCGUCUACUCCUUCAUGUGCCAGCACUCCCUGCCGUCCCUCGUCACCCCCGUCUCCUCCAAGCGCUACCUCACACGACUGGUGUUCCUGGACUACGUGCUGAUCCUGGCCUUCUAUGGCCUCCUCUCCUUCACCGCCAUCUUCUGCUUCCGUGGCGACAGCCUCAUAGACAUGUACACCCUCAACUUUGCGCGCUGCGACGUCGUGGGUCUGGCGGCCGUGCGCCUCUUCCUGGGCCUCUUCCCCGUCUUCACCAUCAGCACCAACUUCCCCAUCAUCGCCGUGACUCUGCGCAACAACUGGAAGACGCUCUUCCACCGCGAGGGCGGCACGUACCCCUGGGUGGUGGACCGCGUGGUCUUCCCCACCAUCACCCUGGUGCCACCCGUGCUGGUGGCCUUCUGCACACAUGACCUGGAGUCCCUAGUGGGCAUCACAGGGGCCUACGCAGGCACUGGCAUCCAGUUCGUCAUCCCUGCCUUCCUGGUGUACCACUGCCGCAAGGACACCCAGGUGACUUUCGGCUACGGGACCGUCAACAAGCACAGGUCCCCGUUCCACCACACCUUCUGGGUGGGCUUCGUGCUGCUCUGGGCUUUCUCCUGCUUCUUCUUCGUCACAGCCAAUAUUGUUCUCAGUGAGACCAAGCUCUGAUGGCAGGGUGUGCCUGGUGACAAGACGGCCAGGGACCCCACCACGGCCUCGCCGCUGCAGAACAAGAUUUUGGUUGCCACCCAGGGCUUCAUGGGCAGGAGGACAGGGGCGCUCAGAGGGCACCUCUGCAUCUCCAGCUGGGGAUCUCCUCCCGACCCAGGGCCCUAUAGUCUGUGCUGGCCUGGUCCCCUGGAGGGCCUGGUCCCCUGGAGCAGCUCCCUGCCGUGCCCCUGCCUAGGGCAGCAGCAGCUGCUCUCAGGUUUCAGGAUGGUCCCAGUUACACUGUUGCCCCCUCCAGCCGUUGGAGGCAGGCUCCUCCCUCAUGUGGUGGCACAUGCAGUGCUGGCACUGCUCCUAUUUAUACCAGACCCCGUGUCCCCUCCUCCGCCCUCCCCAGCCCCUUCCUGCAUCCUUGCCUGUCUACUAGCAGCUGCUGUCCCUUCAGAGACAAGUCCCAGGCCCUGGUCCUCUAACUUGGCCUGCCUAUGGCAGGCAGCACCCAACUCUCUGCCAGGCCUGAGAAUCGCUAAGUGCCACUCCUAGUGACAAGAAUGGGAAGUGCUAACUGGCACCAGGGUCCCUGAGCCAGAGCUGUGAGGGCCCUUGCUGUGGCCGCCAUCUCUGGGGCACUGCGCCAAUGGCACAUCCCUUCCCAGGGCACGCGGCAGCCUAGAAGCUGGGUUUAAAGUCCUUCGCCUGUGCUUCCUGGUGGGGGCUCUUUGGCCCCUGACUACCCCUGGAGCCCUCUGGGCCCCCUACAGUAUAGGGGGCUGCUGGAGGGUGCUGCCCACCCCCCCCCAAGGGCUUACUGUCCUGGGCAUGAGGCGCGGAGAGGGCUUUGCAUGGACGGCCAGGCCAGCAGGCAGCAGCUGCCUUGCUCCAGUCCACACAAGGGUGCUCCCUCCAGAGUCUGGCCACGGGUGCUCAGCGAGGCGCUCCUCCUGCCCCUGAGUUCCGUGGGGUAGGAAGAGAUACCUGCCCGUCCUUGUGGAAGGAGGCCAGGCUCCCAGCCACCUCCACCUAAUCAUGCCUGCACCUGCUGGGCAGGCCACCUUGGAAACAGAUGACUCUGUUGAACUCUGCAUUUUCAAUGUGCCUUCUGCUUCAGGCCCUGGGGAUCCUUCCUGACCCUGGCUUGUCCCCAGCCCUGGGCCUGGUCCCAUUGUCCUAGAGCGCAGAGCAGCCUGCCAGGGAGCUGCAUCUCUGGGGAGUGGGGAACUCAGGCCCCUACCCCACCCUCUUGAUUUCAGUGCCUUGCUUAGCCCUUGUGAGGGGAACUUCGCCACCUCCUCCUCUGUGUGAGUGUCGCUCUCUAACGUUUGACGGUACAUCCUGGGGCCCAGGGAAUGUGGGUCUUCAGGCAGCACCGCUCUGCUUCUGGCCCUGGCACCCCUGCCCCCGAGAACCCCUGAGUCAUAAAUUGGCCUCACUCUGCUUUCUCGCCACUGUCGCAUGUGGGCAGUUCUCGCACCUGCCCCCAUAAGCCAUCGUCUUCCAUCCGUGUGAAAAACAUCUGCUCCUCCCCACCUGCUAUGGUGGUAUCUUCCCAGGAGACCCUGCCCUGGGGAAGGCCAAGCCAGCUGGCGCCAGGGUGGUGAGGCCACGUAUAAGAAAGAGCUGCCCAUGCCCUGUGCUAGGCCCUCCCUGAAGCCGCCUGCUGUUUGCUGAGAACUCAAUUAAAACAUCUGUACUUACCUUCUCCAAUUACACUCCCUCUUGCUUAAGGACAAAGCAAAUUAAAUCAUCCUGCUGCCCCCGGGCUCCAAACCAAAUUUUGGAAGCAAAUUUAUUAGCAUCAUAAAGCCCAGGUUGAUUUAUGUGACAAUCUGGAGCCACACACAGCAGUGGAGUCUGGUGGCUGCAUUCCCCUCCUCCUCUGAGCCCCAGCUGCCCCAGCCCUGGAGGGAAUUGACCUGAAGUGACCGGGAGUCACAGAUGCCACGCAGGGACCCUCCCCACUGUCUGGUUGCUCUGCACCUUCGUCUCCACCUGCCACCUGCCUCGGGAGAAGUCAGAUGAGGUCACCUUCCUCUCCACUGAUGGCUGGGUGGAUUCAGGACAAGGGAUGAAAGACCCUAGCAGCUAGACAUCCCGAAGUGAUGCUGCUCACCACGUGCAUCAAGCACAACUGUGAGUUUUUAUAUCAAUGUUUGAAGCAAGUUGGGUCAUAGUUUCCGUUUACAGAGGGGCUCUAGGGGUCACUGGUGAGGAGAACAGGGAUGCCAGCUGGAUGUCAGCCUGGCACAAGAUGCAAGUGUCGUUGUGGCAGUUUUAAACACAGCAGCCUCUACCUGUCUCAUCCACCCAGAGCAGCCCCAAGGGCAAGUCAGGUCAAGGUGGGAGAAGACAAUCUUUGCUUGUUCCCUGCCAAGGCGCCAGGCCCACCUGAGCACUGGCGCCUGCUGCCAGCCCUCUGGCUGUUCCUCACCUGAGGCCAGAGAGGCGGCUGUGGGCUUGUAGAUGGGGCAGAUGGCAGGUGACAGGCUGAGGCACUGCUGAGUUGUGGAAGGUAGCAGUGGGCCCCGGUCCAGGCCCCAGGCCACACAUCUGUGCUCACCACAUGGGGCCAGGAGCAGCCCUGGCAACAGGCUGACACCAGAGUGGUGAGGAGCAGCCAGGCCGCCAGCAGAGGGGAAGUGGCAGCUGUGCCAGGCCCCGGGGAGUAGAAAGCUGAGAUUUGAGCCCGCUUAGGGGUCAGAGGCCCUAGCAAGGCUGACUCAUGCCAAGGGCCACUGAAAAUCCGGCCCUUAGACCAAGAUCCAGAGCUACAGGAGAACCCUGCCACCCCUCUUCCCUGGGGGCUGGGGCUGGCAGUGUCAACCUCAUACUGGAGAAAGGGAGAAGUGACCUGUACAGAGCGCCAGCCAUGUGUCUGUCACAGUGCUAAGUACUUCUUCGAGCCUCCUUUGCCAAGUGGGGUAACUACCUGUAUGACGGAUGGGUCCUGGAAAAUUAAGGACUGAGCCCAGAACCUGCCACAGAAGUGCUCAAUAAAGCUGCUGUUUACUGAUGCCCAUUA
Messenger RNA from Ictidomys tridecemlineatus (thirteen-lined ground squirrel), 4706 nucleotides. RefSeq names its product solute carrier family 38 member 12 (gene Slc38a12). The record is from RefSeq and is a predicted model, not a curated record. NCBI's taxonomy places the organism in Eukaryota, Metazoa, Chordata, Mammalia, Rodentia, Sciuridae.